AUGACCGCACUUGAAGCGGCAGUAAGAGGAGUACCAAAACGAAUUGAUAAAAAACAAGAAGAAAUAAAUAUUGUUGUUAAAAGUUUAUUAGCAGUGAUGAUGAUUUUAUGGGAUUAUGAUAAAAAAGAAAUACAACAACAUCCAUCUGUUCCAGCUCACGGUCGAGUCAGAACCCCUCCACUUCUUCUAUCAACAACAACUCCUCUCGUGCCACUAACACCAGCAACAAUUCCUCUUCAACCUCGAACAAUAGCAACAGCAAAUCCUCGACCUCCUGUCCCGUCUCGAACAACAACAAAUCCUUACCCUCCUCUCCCAUCAUCAACAACAGCAACAAUAAACUAUCUCUGUCUCCGAUUUUUAUCUUAUUUUUUUGUCAAAUAA
Messenger RNA from Rotaria sordida, 384 nucleotides. NCBI's taxonomy places the organism in Eukaryota, Metazoa, Rotifera, Eurotatoria, Philodinida, Philodinidae. The record is from the annotation of a GenBank genome assembly.